AUUUAUUAUGCUACUCUUUGCUAUGUAUUAUACUACUCUUUGGCAGGCAGGCAAAACUACAGCGACGCUAAUUCGAUGGUUAAGUUUUGUCGUCGGUUUUCUUAAUGAGUCUCGUGUUUUAAAAUAGAAACUAAGGAUUUUUAAAGAAUGUCGUUAUUUAAUCAAUUUUAUCGCUUCAAUAAUUAUGUAGUCGGAAGCUACAAAUCCAUAUUACAUGGAAGUAACUGGUUGCAACAGCAAGUAUGCAGUUAUACAAAAAAAUCAGCUGAGGAUAGACUAGGCAUAGAAAAACCAAAAAGGCCGUUGACUCCAUUCUUCAAAUUUAUGACACAAAUGAGGCCAGCCUUACUGGCUAAGAAUCCAGGAAUCACAUCAAAGGAAGCUAUAGUAUGGAGUUCCAAACAUUGGCAACAGCUUGACGCUGAGACAAAAACCCAAAUGACAAAAGAAUAUGAAAAAGACUUGGAGGACUAUAGGAAAAUCAAGGAAUUGUAUGAAAAAUCUUUGACUGAUCAACAAAAAGCAGACAUACAAAGAGUUAAAGAGGAGUUAGCAGAAGCUAGAGAAAAAAGGAAAUUGAAAGCUGAAUACAAAGAAAUGGGUCGUCCUAAAAAACCCAUGUCUUCAUAUUUUCUAUUCUCACAAACAAAGAAAGAAUCUUUUCAAUCUAAAAAUCUCAAAGAAUUUCAAGAAAACGUCAAGUCUGAAUGGGUUAAAUUACCUGAAAGUGAAAGGAUCAAAUAUGAAAAGCAAGCACAAAAUCUAAUGGAUAAAUAUAAAAAAGAUCUGGAAGCAUGGGAACUGAAAAUGAUAAAUAUUGGACGAACAGAUUUAGUCCGUGUAAAACCCUCACGGGAGAAGAAACCAAAGACUGCUAAGACAAACCAAUAGGGACUCGGGUGCUCUGAGGACUCUACUGACUUAAUUACAGAGCUUAGUAUUAAGAAAAAUUAUAAUACAGAGGUAGAAAGUAUUAAGUUAAAUAGUUCUAGUCUAGAAGUGCCAAUAAGGCUAAAUAACACAGAAGUUCCAAAUAUAAAUAAGUCAGAAGAAAAUCAGAGCACGGGUGACAAGGGUAAUCUUAGUUUGAAUAUUGCCAGAUCUAAAUCACACUUAGAAGAAAAAAGUAAGACAUUUAUAAGUAGUAUAAAAAGCUUUUUCAAAUUUUGAUAGAAUGUACAAAUUUUUUUUUUUCUUUCUUUACUGUAAAUGUAGUUUUUUUUUGACAUUUGAAUACAUUAUUUUGAUAACAAUCAUCCUAUUUUUUUUUCUCACCUAGCCUAUGCCAACUAUUAUAACCCAUUAUUUUCAUUUUGAUCAUUAAUUUGAUUACUCCUUUAAAAUGAAAUAUUAAUUGAAACAUUUUAUUACAGGUUUAGUACAGGGAGUUGAUAAUUUAUGAACAUUUUGGAAUUAAAUGAAAUAAAAUUCAUUAAAAAAACCCAUUCUUUAAUUAAAUAUUACAAAAUAUAAUUAAUUAUAAUCAACUUUUUAUUUACAUUGAAUUGUUUGUCCUUUAUUUACAACUGAAAUUAUACUGAUAACUAAGUUAAUACAUAAAAUGAGAGAGACAGAUACAUUUUUUAAUGUUCUAUUAACAGGUUCCUAAUCUUUUUGGUGAAUACCUGACAUAUAUUUAUAUAUCAGCGUUAAUAAUAUAUGAUGUUAUCCUAGUUUCCUCAAAUUGAUGACAUAAUUAAAUAUAUAUUCUGAUUCAGGAUGACAGCUAUUAAGGUGCUCAGAUAAUGUUCAAAAAUUCCUAACAACCAUCCCAACACCACCCACGACCAAGGUUAAGAAAUACUGUUCUGAUAUUACAAGGAUUGGACUAUAAAACAAGAGAUAGUAAUGUAUUUAGGCCUUUACAAGUUUUGGCAAAAACGGUUAUGCAAAAUGCAAAAAAAAAAACUGUUUUCCUAUUAAACUUUUGAAGUUAAUAAAGUAGUAAUAUAUAUAAAUUACAAACACUGAAUGAAUUAAAUGCAUAUGAAAAACGUUAAGUACCAUUUUUAUGUCCUUUGAGAAGUAAAUUAUGAUUGCAUCAACCUGCAUAAAUAAAUUGUUAAAAUUAUAUAUUAAUAUGCAAAUGAUCUGUUAUAAAGUCAAAUUUGGUAUGAAUACCAUUGUUGAAUAGUUAAAGUGAAAUACAGAACUGGUGUGUAUGUAUAAUUUGUAAUCUUAGUUUUAUUCAUAGCUACAUAUGUACAAAACGGCUCACAAUUUGUUAAAAACUAAAAUGGCAAUAUGUGACUAAAACGCACACAUGUCAAUCUUCUCACUUAUAUAUAAAGGCACAAGCAAUCAAAACUAUGGAACAUUCUUGUAUUUGCUAACCAGCUAUUGUAAGAAACUUCAGUCGGUAUAAUGCCCUUAGAAUGGCCACAGCACAAUGAAGUUAUCACUAAGUAACAAAAUUGUCUCUAACUAAAUUGUAAAGCAUUUGUAUACAAAUUGUUGUAAAAAGAAAAAUACAGGCAUCUUGACUGAAUGCACCAGCCCAUAAUAAAACAUUAAUAAUCUUGUGCAUCCCAUUAGAUGACAUACCAUUCAAAAGCAGAAACAAGUUUGCAAUGCUUGAAUUAUUCUGUUUCGGUAACCAUAGUGAUUUCGUGAUACUGUAUAUUAAUAGAGGGACGAAAAAAUAAGAAUUUUCGAGUGGAAAUGCAGUCAGUGUAUGUAUGAAUUGUAUGACUAAUGAAAGUAAUACUAUGUCGUAUUUGUACGUAACAACUAACUUCCAUAAUGGUAGUUGAACGUUUUCAGGAGUAAUUUGUGAAGUGGGAGCAAUCCAGUCUGCGACUGCUGAAACUAUAUCUUCAUCACCAGAUGCGACGUCAUGUCUCAAUAUUAAUGGUUCAAAUGAUCCUGUUGACGUUCCAAGACCACCAUUUUGAAUAGAAUACUCAGAAAUACCGCUAUCAGACGUUAAAGGAGAUAACGCACUUUCGUAUUUAUGAGGUAUUGGAGACACAUCAGUCGAUUCUGAAAUAGAAACAAAUGUUUGGUAGUAAUCAGACCGAUGAAUAUGAGUCAAAAGAUUCCUAAAAAGCAUAAAAUUACCUUUAGAAGCAACACUGAAAUCUUCGUUACUACAUUUUCCUGAUAUUAGUUGGAGUCUAUUGUGAGAAUUUUCUAAUAUUCUUUUUCGUCGAGCUUCACGCCGAGCUUCAAUAUCAGCCAUGUUUACGAC
Messenger RNA from Diatraea saccharalis (sugarcane borer), 3190 nucleotides. NCBI's taxonomy places the organism in Eukaryota, Metazoa, Arthropoda, Insecta, Lepidoptera, Crambidae. The record is from the annotation of a GenBank genome assembly.